Molecule: messenger RNA, 1750 nt
Organism: Mobula hypostoma (lesser devil ray)
Lineage: Eukaryota; Metazoa; Chordata; Chondrichthyes; Myliobatiformes; Myliobatidae
Gene: iyd
Product: iodotyrosine deiodinase
Exons: 5
Coding region: 14-880 (288 amino acids)
Cellular component (GO): plasma membrane
Molecular function (GO): oxidoreductase activity
Source: RefSeq, a predicted model, not a curated record
UAAGUUGUUCACAAUGUCUCUCUUUUCUCCCCUGACUCCUAUCAUUAUUGCAGUGAUUUGCGUUUGUGUUGUUGCCUGGCGGUGGAAUAAGGGGGAAACAAAAAGAGAAAGAGGCAUUGAUAGUGAAGUGAGAACCAGUUCCACCCGCUGGGGAGCCGAAGACCUGCAAAAUGAGAGGGAGCCCAGCACGGAAGAGAACGAAUGGCUUGAAACUGAUGUUGUAAUACAACAUAUUCCAUAUUCUAUGAAGCGUUAUCCAGAGAAGGAAAUGAUUUGGCGAGCCAAUGAGUUUUACCAAUGGAUGAAUGAGAGGAGGAGUGUUCGCUUCUUCAGCAAGGAAAUGGUACCAAGGGAGGUGAUUGAGAGCAUCAUCCGGACAGCAGGGACUGCUCCAAGUGGAGCGCACACAGAGCCCUGGACAUUCAUAGUCAUACAAGACCAGGAAAUGAAACAUCAAAUACGAAAAAUAAUUGAGGAAGAGGAGGAAAUUAACUAUCGGAAGAGAAUGGGAAAGAAUUGGGUUGCUGACGUACAGAAGUUGAGUACAAACUGGAUUAAAGAGUACCUGGAUACUGCACCUUAUCUUAUAUUAAUAUUUAAGCAAACAUAUGGAAUCCUACCCACUGGCAGGAGGACUCAUUAUUACAAUGAGAUUAGCGUUUCAAUUUCCUGUGGAAUUCUUCUAGCAGCUCUGCAGAAUGCUGGUCUAGCGACAGUCACUUCGACUCCUCUGAACUGUGGUCCUCGUGUGCGUGAAAUCCUUGGACGCCCAGCGAAUGAAAAGCUGCUGCUGCUGCUACCAGUAGGCUACCCAGCCAAAGACGCCACUGUGCCAGACUUAAAGCGCAAGUCAUUGGAUGAGAUUAUGGUGUUUGUGUAACUUUUUGAAAUAACUCAAUAUCUGCGGAUUGUUUCUCACAGUUCUUCAAUGAUGAUCCUGCAGGGAGUGCUCAUGGAGUGAGGUCACUUCUGGCUUCGCUCCAUUCCCAUUAUCUUUUUUUUAACCUACGAUCUCACUUAUCUAACCAAUUUUUACCCACACCAGAAGAUUUAUUUUAUUUUACUGAUGUUUUUCUUAAAUUGCAACUCUGGAAUUUAAAGAAAGGAGUACAAGAUCCAAAGCCAAAGAUGGGAAAGAUUCUGACGGAAACGGAGGAAAAAGAAAAGGUGACUCUAAACAAACGGAGCUACCCUAUGAUGCUAUGAUGAAGUUUCUAGAGGAAAAGUUCGAUGAACAAUGUCAGAAUCUAUCUGAAAGUUUAUCUGAUAAAUUUGAACAGCAACGUCAAAGUCUUAAUGAAGAUUUAAAAUCAAUCACGGAAACUCUGAAAUCCCUGGAUUGUGAAGUUCAAAAACAUCGAAGUAAAAUCUCUGAACUGGAUAUUAAAUCUCAGAAGACGGAUUCAAAAGUCGAGAACUUAGAGCAGAAUUUAGCUUCAACUGUUAAACAACUGCAACAUUUUAAAUCCAAAGUCAUCAAUCUUGAAAAUCGAUCAAGAAGACAGAACAUGCGUAUAAUUGGUCUACCCGAGGAUGCUGAGGAUGGAGACCCUUCAAUAUUCUUGCUCAACUUUUAAAGGAUACGUUCAACUGAGUUUUUCCCAAUGAGCCUCCAUUACUUGACUGCGCCCAUCGUAUAUGAUGCCCAAAGUCGGCAUUGGCUGAAUCCAAACCGAGACCAAUUAUUCAAAAACGCAAACACGAGGAAUUCUGCAGAUGCUGGUAAUUCAAGCAACACACAUCAAAGUUG